AAGUAGAAAGACCACAGGCUAAAGUUGUGCAAUACUUAAUAGAAUAUGUGUAUAAAUAAUGAAGUAUACUUGGAAACUUGGACCAGGAGUUCCGCAGUUCAAUUUCACAACUUUAUUUUCAGUGAUUUCUAAUUUUUUGUAUAAAAUCAUGUGUGCAUCAAUUUCCCUCCCUUCAAACUAAUUCUUCUAUAGAAACCCUUCUCUCUUUUUCUCUUUUUCUCUCAAAAAAAUCUCAAGCACAAGUUUUAGCACUGAGGGAAGUAUCAAUGGCCAGUUGGGUUGCAGUGCUAAGUGUUGUUUGGGUGAGCAUGGUAAUUGCAUGGGCAUGGAGGGUGCUGAAUUGGGUGUGGUUGAGGCCAAAGAAACUAGAAAGAAGCUUGAGGGAGCAAGGCCUUACAGGCAAUUCCUACAAGCUUUUGUUUGGAGACACCAAAGAGAGCUCAAUGAUGCUGGACCAAGCACAAUCCAAACCCAUCAAACUCUCCACCUCCCAUGAUAUAGCGCCACGUGUCAUGCCAUUUGUCCAUCAAACUGUGAACACUUACGGUAAGAAUUCUUUUGUUUGGAUGGGUCCCAUACCAAAGGUGAACAUCAUGAACCCUGAAGAUUUGAAAGAAAUCUUCAACAAAGAUCAAAAUUUUCGGAGGCCAUCAGCAAACCCUAUGAUUGAUUUGCUAGCACAAGGCCUUUUAGCCUUUGAAGAUGGAAAAUGGGCUAAACACAGAAAGAUUAUCCAUCCAGCAUUCCAUUUAGAGAAGCUAAAGGGUAUGUUACCAACAUUUUACCAAAGCUGUAGCGAGAUGAUUAACGAGUGGGAGAGGUUGGUGUCCAAAGAAGGUUCAUGUGAGUUGGAUGUGUGGCCUUGUCUUCAAACUUUGUCCGCCGAUAUGAUUUCUCGGGCUGCAUUUGGAAGUAGCUAUCAAGAGGGAAGGAAAAUAUUUCAGCUACUGAGAGAGCAAGAAAAAUUUUACGCAACAGCCAUCCAAAGUGUUUACAUUCCAGGUUCAAGGUUUCUACCAACCAAGCAGAACAAGAGGAUGAAGAAAAUAUAUGAAGAAAUAAGUGUGCUGCUCAAGGGCAUUAUAAAUAAAAGAGAAGAGGCAAUGAAGUUGGGUGAAGCCAGUAAACAUGACUUAUUAGGUAUACUUAUGGAGUCCAACUUGAAGGAAAUUCGAGAACAUGGGAACCACAGAAACACUGGAAUGAGUCUUGAAGAUGUAAUUGAGGAGUGUAAGCUGUUUUACUUGGCUGGCCAAGAGACCACUUCUGUGCUGCUUGUUUGGGCAAUGGUUUUGCUAAGUCAAAACCAGAAUUGGCAAGCUCGUGCAAGAGAAGAGGUCUCGCAAGUCUUUGAAAGCAACCCACCAACCUAUGAUACCCUAAGCCACCUAAAAGUUGUGACAAUGGUUUUACUUGAAGUUCUUCGAUUAUACCCAGCAGCCGUUGAGCUUCUCCGAACCAGUCGUAAGAAAACACAGCUUGGAAAGUUCUCAUUGCCGGCCGGAGUCGAGGUCUCCAUACACAUAAUGCUUGCUCACCAUGACAAAGAAUUGUGGGGUGAAGAUGCAGAUGAGUUCAAGCCAGAGAGGUUUUCAGAAGGAGUUGCAAAGGCUACAAAGAACCAAUUUGCAUACUUCCCUUUUGGAGCAGGUCCACGGAUUUGCAUUGGACAAAACUUCGCUAUGCUGGAAGCAAAAUUGGCCUUGUCAUUGAUUUUGCAACACUUCACCUUUGAGCUUUCUCCAUCCUAUGCUCAUGCUCCUUUGACAUUAAUAACCCUUCAACCUCAAUAUGGUGCUCAUAUAAUUUUAAGUAAACGUUGAUUAGUUCUGAAUGGUAUGUAUUAAGGACAUCACAUGGCUUAGCUAGCCAUAUUAACAUGUAUAUUUUAUAAUAAUUCUAGUGAAUUGUCCAAAAUAUAUCUGCAUUUCUGUCUUAAAAAA
This is a messenger RNA of Prunus mume (Japanese apricot), 1943 nucleotides long. The record is from RefSeq and is a predicted model, not a curated record. NCBI's taxonomy places the organism in Eukaryota, Viridiplantae, Streptophyta, Magnoliopsida, Rosales, Rosaceae.